Messenger RNA from Myotis lucifugus (little brown bat), 19113 nucleotides. It is a transcript of the gene FSIP2, whose product is annotated as fibrous sheath interacting protein 2. NCBI's taxonomy places the organism in Eukaryota, Metazoa, Chordata, Mammalia, Chiroptera, Vespertilionidae. The record is from RefSeq and is a predicted model, not a curated record.
AUGAGUAAGAACCGCAUGGAAAUCCGGAAGUCAGAAGAGCAGUAUUACCGGGAGCGCCUGGCGGAGGAGCAGCGCCGGCUCUGGAUGGACCGACAGGAGCGGCGGCACUGGGACCACAUGCACAGGAAACUGGGGCUGCGCAGGAAGAUCGAGGAGGAAUGGAAGACAAAGGAGAUGCUGCUGCUCAAACAAGUUCUUUUAGAGAAGAAAAUGGCUUAUCACUUACAAAAAAUGCAACAAAAUGGCCUCAGAAGAGAAGACACGGGGAAGAAUACACCAGACUACAGAGGACAGGAGGGCGCGUGCUCUGAAUGUGCCGCGUUCACCUCAGCUCCAGGCACUCUUCUUUCUGCUCAGAAUUCACCCACAAGAAAUGUUCACAAAUCCUCACAGUCUUAUCUGGGGCCUACAAAAGUUGACGAAUACAACAUUUCUUUUGGCACACGUACAAACGUGACUUCUGACGAGCUGAACAGUAUACUUCAGAACAUAAUGGCCUGGGUGGUGGCCACAGUGACCAGCAUCCUGUACCCAGCCAUCACCAGGUAUGAGGAGAGGCUGCAAAGCCAGGCGUACUCCAGGGCCGCGGAGUCCUCCCUGUCUUCGGAGAGCUCCAGCUUCUGCAGCACCUGCAGCGAGGGCUUCGCCUACGGCAGCUACACCACGGCCACCAGCAAGACCUUCCCCGGGGAGCCCCGCGCCUUCGCCGUGGACAUCGCGGUCCGGCACCCGCCGACGCCGCUGAAGCCGCUCUCUGCCCACGUGGAGCGGACGGUGGUCGAGAAGACCUACCACACGGAAGGCCCCCCUUCCGCCCACAUAGAGCGGACGGUGGUCGAGAAGACCUACCACGAGGAAGCCACCGGGGUCUAUGCCCACCCCAAGCUCAGAAGCUGCAAGUCGGACAGCCACCUCCUGGCCUUUUUUGAGGGAGGGGCACAGAAGUCCAAGGAUGCCACCACGGAGACCGACGGCCUGGAGGGCCCGCUGCUUCCGAAGCGAAAAGCCAAAGCUGAAAUCAAGAACCUAGAGAAGAUCUUUGUGAACUUUAAAUGCCACCUGAAAGGGGAAACGGAGCUGAUUUUAGAGAGCAUCUUCCAGGAAAUCAUGUCCGACCUAACGCAGGCCGUUCCCGCCAUUUCUUCCGUCACCGCCGAGGUUUUCGUUGAACCGAGUGAGCCCGAACUAGGAGACGUUCUCUCCAACGUGGACAUCAGCUCCGUGGCUUCCGAGAUCGUGGAAAACAUGCUCGAGAAGCUCCAGUCCGCCGUCGAGAAAAGGUGCGUGGAGAUGUUUUCGCAGGAAGAUUGGCCAGUUGAAAUGAUGCCCAGCUUCCUGCCCAUCGGAGAGGGCCCCCUCCCGCCCAGCGGGAGACCCCCGUCGGCCUCCCUGCCGCAGCCCGCGGAGCCCAUGUGCGACGUGGCCGAGGACAUGGUGCAGGCCAUCCUGCAGAAGCUGAUGGCUCUGGCGUCGGGGAAGCAGGACGAGCCUCCCCACCUGGCGUCCGCGGCGAAGCCCCCCUCCCAGCAGCGCACGCCCGGCCCCGUGGGCACCUCCCUGCAGAGAGCCGACGCCAAGAAAGGGGGCCCGAGCCGGCGGGCCAACUUCCCGAUGAAGGAGGAAAUACAGAGUUUGAUCUCCAGCAUCUUUGCCCAGUCCUCGCUGGUGGGCUACAUCGAGGAAGCCAUCAGCACCAUCCUCGGCUACGUCCAAACCGAACUGAACAACGAGCGGCUGGUGGCGUCGGAGGAGACGGUGGUCUUUCUCCGGCUGCUGGACGACAUCUUCACGCAGCUGCACCAGGAGCCGGUCAAGGCCGAGGCGCCCAAGGGCAGGCGCCCCCGGCCCCGACGCCCUCCUGCCACGGAGGAGAAGUACCGGCUGGCCGGCAACCGCGGGGCCAGCGGCCCCCGGGGCCGCGGAAAGCCGCUGCCGCCCAUCAACGUGCCGGGCAUGGUCCUGUACUCCGAUGACGACAGCGAGGAGAUCGACAGGCUCGUGGAGAGCGCGCUAGACUCCUCUCUGAGGAACGAGAAGGCGGGAUCGCAGGAGCGGGACCCCGAGUGCUGGUUCACAGGGAGGAGCGCGCGUUCGGACAGAGACAGCAAACCGCCCCCAAGGCCCGCUUCCCUCAGAAGCAGAGUCGUGUUCUGCGAGGGAUCCGAGACCGAGGGGCCGAGUGUUCACAAGAAAGAAGUUUUAAAGGGAAAAAUCUGCUCGACUAAAGACACGCUGACCUUCAGCCAAGACCAAAGGCACCAAAUACAAGAGGCGUCGGCAAACGUGAUCAAAGGCAUUUUGACGGAGAUGCUCAAGGAGCAGCCUCCUCCUCCGGGCCCCUCGGGCGGGAGGGCCGGCAAGGACACCGCCGUUCUCUCCGGGAAGCCCCGAGGGCUGCCGGCUCAGGGCCAGUGGGACCAGCUGUUCUCCGUGGGAGAAGUGACCACGGUGGCUCAGGACAUAACCGAGGCCGUGAUCAACAUCCUCCACGAGGCCCUGAACCGCAUCCCCGGCACCCCCAGAAGUUCUGUCCUACCCGCCAGGCGGCAGACUCCGCUGGGCCGUUCUCACACUCCCGACGUGGCCAAAGAGGCGCCACAUGAAAAACCACUGAAAAUAUGGUUUGACAGCGAGAAGAAAGUGAAGUAUUUGUCUUCACUUGACGUAGGCCCUGAAACCCCGUCCCCGUUCGGGUCUGAGACAUGUGAGCCGAAGGCUGUAGAUGACAUCUCGGGGGACAUCAUUGACACGGUGUUCAAGAAGCUGAAGGGACUCAUUUACCCAAAACUGCACGUGGGCUCCACACCGCCCUGCACAGGGCCGUCCUCGCUGCACCGCCAGCUGAGCGCCUACACGACCAAGGUGGUGGGCAUCGUUCUGCAAGCGAUCCAGAACGAGCUGGAACUCGAUCAGAAAAGCCAGAGCCCGCGGGAAGCCGACGACGGCAAGCCCCUCCGAGGCAGAGAGCUCUCGGCGGACACUGACGCGGAUCUCAGCAAGGACAUCAAGGCCUCCCCAUUGCUGACGUGCAUUUGCGAGAUGUUGUCAAGCGCACAUUCCGACCGGAGCAGCGUCUGCCUCCCUCCCGAUGAGCCAAGGCCUUCGGUGGCGUGUGGGCUGGACGAUGUUGGCAAACCACCCACGCUUCCAAGUCGGCAGGAGAAACAAGCUUUUUACCAUUACUUGGCGACUCCAUGUGCCAUCCACAGCGACCCCUGUGGAAAAGAGCUCAAAGACAAGGGCAAACUGCAAGUGCUGGACAGCAUUGGGGAAACCCUGUACGAGAUGCUGUGCAAGCUCCUGGGAGCCCGCCCGGAGGGCCAGCCGCCCCGAGAGAAGACGAGUGAGAACCGGGGAGUGGCCGUGAAGCUGCACCCUAACCUCCAGCUCCUCUCCCAGACCAUCCUGGACGGCAUCCUCGCGAAGCUGUGCAGGGUCGACGCGGACACCAGCUGCGCAGGUUCUGGGAUGACAGCUGCCUCCGAGUGCCCGGAAAUCGAUAACCUAUCGUUCAAGUCAAUCAUUGAGGAAAUGGCCAAGUGCACCGACAUCAUCUCCGGCAUCCUGUCCAGGAUGCUGCGGGAGAGUAACAGAGAGGAGACGGGCAGGGAUGCGAAAACCGUUGCUCCCGGGCCCUGCAAAACAGGGAGCACGAGAGAAACGCAUCCAAACAGACUGACGGCCUUGGCCACCGACAUCCUCAACGGGGUGUUUGCGAAGCUGGAAGGGUUUGCCAGUGGCAACCUAGGAGCCCUGGACCCCAACAGCAAGGGGGACAAGACCCGCGCCCAGGUGGACCUGCAGUGCGACGGCGCCAGCGAGGCCGUGGACGCCUGCGAGGAGCUGCUGCGCUCGGCGCUGUACAUGCACGCGAAGAAGGCGUCCAGCACCAUCCUGAAGGCCAUCCAGACGGAGCUCGGCGGGAGCCCCGGGGACCUGCGGGCCAGCGCCAAGAGCCCAUCCCCGGAGAAACAGCUUCUGAAGAAUGUGAUCAACUUGAUUAUAGACGUGGUGUCCUCAGAUGUGCUGGACGACACCGCAUCCGAAGAGAGGACCAUGGAAUCCUGCGGGUACCGGCCGACCUACGGGAACUUCCUGCCCGGAGGGGCCGAGCCAGACCCGUGUCUAGAAGACGCUGCGCCUGCGGAGAAGGAACUUGGAGCCGAGGGAACCCUCCCGAGGGGAGAAACGCAACCGGGUUCUCUGAAGCAGUGGGUUCUGGAAAGGACCCUAAACAAAAUUGAAGGGAAACUGAAGGAGCCACAGAAAUCUCCCAUCGUGCCCAUCAUCAGGAACAUUUUGAACGAGAUUUUCCAAGGGGCUCUGGUCAACCAAUUAAACGUGCUUUCUCUCUCCUGCCCUCCGCUGGGGGGCGCCCCGCAUGAUGCGGGUGGCGAGCCGCUGGCGCCGACGUGGGUCCCCUUCAUCGACCAAAGGACGGGCCCCUUGGUGUCCGAGGCCGACGUCACCAUCGUGGUGGGUGAUGUGGUCACGACUGUGAUGCAUAAGCUCUACGCAGCGGCCAUGACGCAGAGAGACGCCGGGGAAAACAGGUACAAGACCAUCACCUUUUCAGCGAACGUUUCUUUCCACGUCCCCGCCUGCGCGGAGCAGUCCUCAGUCCCUGUGCUGGAUGGGAAUCCGUGUCCUGUCCCGCCCAGACUCAACGCCAAAGGAAACGUGGCUGAAGAUAUCAUCCAGGAGAUACUAACAAACCUAGAAACCUUCGCUACUUACAAAGUAAAAUCUCUCUUUUGUCCCCAAAUCAAGUUCACAGUCCCAGUGGCUUUCCCCGUGCAGCAAGGGAAGAGCAUUUUGAGCAAAGCGUUGUCCGCCAAAGGCCUGUAUCCGGAUGACGGGUUUUCUCCCUGCUCCGUGGAUCGUUUUCUGGAAAAGACCAACUCGUGCCAGCUUUCUUUAAAUAAGCUAAACACACACGCAACAGAAGUGGCCAGACAAAUUUUACAAGGCAUCAAGCACGAGCUAGAUAAAGAACGGGAGAGUCCUUUCCUAACGCACAACGUCGUGGUUUCCGAAGGGAUCGCGAGUCAGAUCGUGAACACGGUGUUAGAAAUCGUCUCCUCCAAAGGCAAGUUUGACAAACACGAGUCUGACGAAGAGCGUCACGCAGGUCGGCAGGAAGGCGUCAUGGACAGGAUGUUCAACGGGACUGAGUAUCGCAAAGGGCUGCAGUUCCAAAUACAGGAUGUCAUGGAAGGCAUCCUGUGCGACAUUUAUGAAAAAACGCUGCAUCAGAACAACCUGGCCUUCGCCACGCCCCUGCCGAGAGGCCUCGCAGCCGGGAAACAUCCGGCUGCCGACGCCGGGCUGUCCAUAGAGGGUGCCAACGAGAUCGUCCCACCACUUUCUGUCCCCAAGUCGGACGUCAUGCUGAUCUCCAACGACAUCGUGGACCUUGUCCUUCAUAACCUCAGCUCCGCCGUCACGCUCGGCACAAAACCAGAGCGCGCUCCUGCGGCACGACUGCCCCUUCCCUCCUGCGAUAUGUUCCCACGCACAGAGUGCCAGCUGCCGCCGCUCACGGGCUCACAGAGGGAAGGAGACACAGAGCGCUUUUCGUCGUCAAACAAUGUGAGGCCCGAGUACGCUGUGGCGAGUCAGAUAAGUGUGGUAGGGAGGGAAGACCCCAGGAGGCCCGCCCCUGACCCCUGUGAGGACAACGCUCACUUCAUCACCAAAACUAUCGUCAACCAGCUAGAAUCUUUCGCCACCAAAAGAAUAGACUCAUUAAUUACUCUUGCUUCCCAGCCCACAGAGAAGCCCUCUGCUAGCCCUGGCCUGGAGCCCUGUGAGCCCGAGGACAGUGUUUUUCGUGAGCCAAGCCAAAGGGUGCCCAAUGUGAACGUCCUGAAACUAUCAACGGAAACUGUUCUCAGCCACGAACUUGCAGAUCCCGCGUUUGCGAGUUACGGACAAAAACGGGGAUCCGCCAUUCACCUCUCCCAAGCCAGCCUUAAGGAAUACGCGGACGUCAUCGCCAGUGUCAUUCUGAAGCUUAUUAAAAACGACUUGGACCUGGAAAUCCAAAGGGCAUAUCUACAUCCAAACAAUAUUUCCUUCCAGGAAAACGUCAUUGUGAGUGAGAUUGUCAACAACACCUUAAAGGUUUUGAACGCUAAGAGGUCUGUAAAUGAACUUCAGUUUUACGCAAAAGACCAUCCUGGCGCAUUUGCACCGUUAGCUGUACCCAAGGAAAUGCUGUUAGGACAAAGAGAGCUGGACCAAAACACCAAGUUAUCUCUGUUUUCACAGUACCCGUUCGAACAAAACCAACGGGCAGUGGGAAAGGAAAGCCAGAGAGUUGUUUUGGAAGAAAUAUUUAUGAGACGUGGGGAAUCCAAGCAAAAAGAAAAGGCUGCCUUGCUCACUCCAGUGAAAGAGGUUUUAAGGAAAGUGCACCAACAAGUAAUGAAAAUCAAAGGCCACCUGCCUCCAUUCAAUGAAGCCCCCUACGCGGCAUCUAACCCUAAAGCUAAAACAUCAGACGUAACACACAAAAACUUCGUCCAGUCCCAUAUUAACGGCGUAGCCAACGACAUAGUCGAGAGUGUUUUGGGGGAAAUGUACGCUGUGGUUGUGACCUCCUUACAUGACAGUCACCAAAAGGAAGCCUUCGAAGGCAACGGCACCUUCCCUAAGCUGCCGCCGUGCGUGGGAGAAGCCAAACAAGCCGGGAGAGGAAGUAAUUCCAUGGGGUACGUGAUGCCACAGGCCUACCCUUCCCCAGGCGACCACAACGCCCCCCUGUUCCACAGCAGUUCCCAGCAGCACUCGCCGCUGCAGGUGGGGGAGGAGUUGGUCCAAAGGGUGCUCGAUAAGAUCACGCAGUUUGCCUCCCUGCCACCUCAAAGGCUCCAGAGCCUUAAAGUGAACCCGAAGGGCAGCCUCCAGCCAGGUUUUAAGACAAGUGUAAAAGCAAAGUCAAAAGUGACUUCUCUGCCUAAUUUGAAGACAAAGUCGCCCCUGGGCCCUGGUGGUGCUAGGGCCAAGAGCAAGACCAAGGUGGGGCCCGGGGAGAGGACUCUGAGGAGCAGCCAGUCCAAGACCUGCCUGGGGCUGCCGCACACGCUCACCGCCGGGGACGCCAAGGGCACGCGGGGCGCCAGGCUGCCCGCCGCAGACCUCAGGGCGCACGCCACGCACGUGACCAGCGCGAUCCUGGAGACGACCGUGACCGAGUUUGAAAAGGCCACGCAAACGAGAGCCGUGGUCAGUAUGAAGGCGCUGCCGUUUGACCAAAUCGGGGCAGCCAACAGGAUCGUCCGCGCCGUUCUGCAAGGGGUGUGCGCACCGGGCACCCACAGCCUGGCCGCUCCGGGCACCUUCUCGGCUCCCUCGGACCUCAAGCCUCCCCCGGGGCGCCCGGGCGCGAGGGGCUUCGCUGAGACGCAGGCCUGCUUUUACUUGGAAAACGUCUCUUCCCAGCUCGAGCAGAUCUUUCCCAAGGACGGGAUAUUUAAAAAAAUGUUUGACAAAUGGCAGGCAGAAGCAAACGACAUGGAAAGUGAAAAAUGUAACUUGCUGGUAGUGGCUGAAAAUGUUUUGACUGUCAUUUCAAUGAAAUCGAAGGAAUUAGAAUAUUAUCUUUCCCUCUUAAACCUGACGCACCCCGAGGACUGGGAAAGCAGGCUCCAUAACCGCCUUAAAGGAACAUCGACGCGAGCGGAGGCCACCAAGGCACAAAUCAACAUGUUCUCGAGGGAGAUCGUUGAAAUGCUACUUGAGAAACUACAGCUGUGCUUUCUGUCCCAGAUGCCCACCCGGGACAGUAAGGAAACUCCAGCAAGUAGGAAGGAACACGCCGCCCAGAGCAAACACGGCCUUCCGGCCAAGGACGUCCUCGGCGCUGCGCCCAUCUACUACAUGGACGCCAAGGACCACAUGUCUUUGGGCUCCACCAAGCAGAUUGUCCUGGACAUUGUGGAGAGGGUGCUGGGCAUGCUGGAGGCGUUUGUAGACCUGCAGUUCAAACACACCUGCAAGUACGAGUUUUCCGAAAUAGUGAAAAUGCCUGUAGAAAACCUGUUUCCGGCCCAGCAGAGGCUGUUAAGCAAAAAGAUGUUCCCUAAACUGCAGUCGCUGAAAAAGCUUGCUGAUGAUGGCAGGUCCAGUGCUAUGAUUUCCAAGGAACAUGUACAGAAUGUUUUUCUGCAGGUCCACUCAUUCCAUUCAGAAUUGCUUACGUGCGCUGUGGCCAUCACCAGCGACAUGCUGGGUGUCCUCAAGAACAAGCUGGACAAGGAGAUAGGCCAAGCGGAGCCGCCGGGCAGCGCGCUGCACGAGAACGUGGCAGCGAGUGAGAUCAUCGGCGCGCUGAUGGACCAGUGCACGCAUGUCAGUGAGUCUCUGAUCAAAAACCUUCCCAGUUUGUUCCCGGGAGUGGAAAAUACCUACAUUGUUAAUCAUCUUGCAUUCUCCACUGAUAUGAAAAUUCCCAAGUCAAAGGAAGUUCAUUUUGGGAAUGGGCCUCCUCCACGGGUUGGCAUUCCUGGUUUGAUGUUUUAUCCUGAAGACGACACGAAGAAAAGGUACAGGGGCCCACCCAACGUACCUUCAUGUGCCAGAGCCCCCAGAGAAGGCCCGGUCAGAAGCUCGGAGCCCAGGGAAAGGCCUGACUCAGGAAAUGCGCCAACCUCCUCUAGAAACAAGGUCCCAGACUACGGCCCCAGGGAAUGGUCGUUUGAUCAAACCACGCCGGAAGGCAGUAUCUUACAAAAACUGGCUAAACGGGUGACUGAGUCCACAGAAGAAGCACUGAAGCAAGGCCUGUCCUUCAUAGAAAUGCGAAAAGCUAAAAACCCAAAAGUGUUUCAUUACGGGACCCCAAAACCCGUUGGUGGGCCUAACCAAACUCAGACAACUGUUUCUCCACUCAAGAUAUGUUUAGCGGCAGAAAAUAUUGUCAAUACUGUGUUGUCAAGCUAUGGGUUUCCCAGUCAACCACCCAUUAACGAAAGCACAGAGACAAUGAAACCAUUUUUCAUGUCCACGCCAAGCCCUGCAGGACAAAAGGAGGAGAAGAAAAGUGUGCUCGCCAUGUGGGGUGACAGGACCCGCUGCGCCCCCAGAGGAGGAAGCAGAAACCCGGGAGCCGGCAGGGGAGACUUUUCUUUGUUGCAAAAGUGGGAGAAGAGCGACCCGAAGGGAAAGACUGUGAAGGAAUUUGAAGUCAUUGCUUUUGCUGAUCAUGAACUGGGUCCAAAUGAAAUCAAUUUGGUAGCAAGACAUGUAACCACAUGUGUGGUCACAUAUUUCCAGAACUUCAAAACCAGAGUGUCCAGUGAGAAGAUGUCGAUUGUUUCCGCACUGUCAAAGAAAACAUACGAGUCAGAACAGCGUCUAAGAAGCAUAUACAAUGAUUCUUCGCUUUGCCAACUUUGUGAGCAUCUCACCGAGUCUGUCAUUUGCCAUUUAAUUUCGAGCAUUUCUGAUGGCAUCCGAGGUGGCAGAGAGAGUGCGAAGGCAUGGGAAAGCCAAAAUUCAGGAUGUAACAAGAUUAUUUCCAUUGAUUCUCAAGUAUUUGAAAACAGGUCGAUUUCUAUCGGAGAACUUGCUUUAAGUAUUUCUGAAAUCAUUACUAAAAUCCUUUGCGAUAGUAACAUUAUAGAGCCUGACAUUGCACAGCAAAUGUUUUCCUUAAAAACAAAGUACAUUUAUUGCCCGGGAGUCACUGUUACUGACUUUGACCAUAUUUUCCAGGAUCUCCUAAUAGGAGUGAUUCACGUACUGUCCAAAGUGAUAGGAAUAACUCAUCACCUUGAAAGCAAUGGAAGAAGUAAACCAUUGUCCAUGCUUAGAAGCAACAGUGUGUCCGUGGGUAACAAAGCAAACACCAUGAAAAGACAGAUAAGUUGCAGAAACUGGGAAUCAUCUACUCACCCAAAUGAACAUCUCAUUCAAAAUGAGAAAUUAGAUUACCUGGCAUACAAGUUAGACAGUAUCGUUAGUAGCCUGAAAACUCGUGAAUCCAAAGAAGUAGUCAAUAAGGUCUUCAAUAUUGUUUUAGAUUUAUUUUUACCAGAUGAACGCAGAGGUGAGGCUAUGGAUUCUUAUGAAAAAGCAAGAAAAUCUUUAUCGUCCUCGAGUAAUAACUUAGGGCUCACCCCCAAAUCCGUUUUUCUUCUCAAUGUCGUGUGUGAGAAACUUAUCAGAACGCUUUUGGAAAAAUGCACAAACACGGCCUUUCUUGAUCAUGGCCCUCUUUCUGAUGAAAUGUCUACGGAAGAAUGUCAACUUUUAAAAAUGCUUCAAAGUGUCGAAGAAGAGGGCUUUGGUGACUGUAAGGGGGCCAUGGGCUGUGAACAGUCCCAAGGAGAUUGUAUGUCAGAUCUUUUGGAAAAUCUGGCAGAAAUGGAUACAGAUGUGUUAUCAUCGGACUCUAUGCUCACCCUCGUUUCCCACAGCUUGGUGAAGUCCCUGAUGGACAAACUCUGUCACAAUAUUCAACUCCCUCACAGCCCGCCCAGUGCAAGCCAGCACUUGAAGGGUCGAACACAAGAAAGACAGUCGGGUCUUAUAAAAGCAAAAAGGCCAGAAUUAGCAGGAUUCGGACAAGGUAAAGGUUCUGCCGGCUUCACCAGCUGUGACAGUCGCGCUCUGACCGGAUCCCUAAAUCUCUCCAGCAUGGUCCGCUCCAAAACACAGUCACCUUUUGGCAGGAAGUGUUCAGUAAGCUCCUCUUCUGUGACACCUCGUAGGAGGCAGGAAACAGCCAUCCAUAGCAAGCUACACCUGGGGAGUAGGAGUACAGGUGUUUAUUCGGCCACAUUUUUGGAGGAAAUCAUUUCAGAACUGUUUUUCGAUCUCUCCACUUCCCUGUGGGGCAAAAAUGGAAGCAUCACGGAGGCCCAGCUCAGUGAGACGAACACACUACUGGUCAACAACGUGGUGAGGGAGUUUGCGCGCGCGCAGAUCGCCGUUCUGCGGAACGUGGAGGAGAGACUGUGCUUCCCGCCGGUCCAAAAGGAAAGGGUGCGGAGGGUUGUUGACUCGGUUUACCCUGACGUUUUGCAGAAAUAUCAAUUGAAAGUGACCCGUGGUGUGAAUCUGGCGCAUGACAACUCCUCACUAGCAGGACAAAUAGCGAACGGCAUCCUGUUAGAGAUCGUGGACUACCAACUCCCACCCUGCUUCCGGGAGAAGCUCAGCCCGAACUCCUGCUGCCCUCUCGAAGCGGGAAUCAUCCUGCAGAAACUACAAAGGACCCUGCGAGAAUGUGCUUCCAGAUCCAGGUCUGCGGGAGGCUACAGCACCAGGGUGUCGCACUCCUUUUUAGAGGAUAUCAUCAGGAGGCUUCUAGCCCAACUCACUGCUCCGCCCAGUAAGGCUUCCCCUCUGGGGAGAAAAGAGUCCAUGAGUUCAGAUUUCAGUGAAAUGUCUAACUGUAUCAUAAAUAAGGUUCUAUCAGCCAUUUCAAAACACAAAAUUUGGCUCACUAUAUGUGACAAUCCACAGCUAUGUGCAGGGAAAAACACCCAGAAGAUGGUGGAUUCUGUGUAUCGGAACAUCAUGCAAAUGCCUGACUCUCUUGUCUCAAUCCAGAACAGCCUGGUGAGCCGAAGCCCAGUUAUGGUGGACCGAAUAGCCAGUUUUAUUAUCCAAGAGAUUAUUGAAAACCAUCUUCAACCAUUUUUGUGUGAAGAAGGUUUGCACCGUCCAAAUACCCCACUGGAUGCAGUAUCGAACAUGGUUAAACGGGUCCUCAGUGAGGUCACAGCGUCGCACAGACCCAAGAGGCCCUCAUCCUCAGGCGUUCCCCCUGACACAUUCAUAGGGGAAAUUGUGGCCAGACUUGUAGCAAAGAUAUUCAGCUCCAAGCAGAACACUGACAAUGAGCUGGAAAACAUGACACAAAAAAUAGUGAACUCGAUAACCACCCACUUCGACAAAGCUACAACUCACAUCCUCAGCGGCGGCAAGGAGGGCGCCGGCCCCUCCGUAGGCACAGACAUCGUGGAUGAGCUCGUGUCCUCUGUUUACAGAAACGUGUUACAGCAGCACGGGCUAGACCCUGAGGCUGACAAGGACUCUGAAGACAGCGAGACUUUUGUGGAAAACAUCACCAAUUUAACUGUAGCGGCCAUUUCUGAUUACCUUCUGCACCCGCUGUUCUCUGGCGAUCUGUCACCUUCCUGUUCUAUUUCCACAGCUGAGAGCAUCAUCCAGGGCAUCAUUGGUCACAUCAGCAAACCCGCCACGCCAAGCCCGAGUUUAUCUCCGUAUAAUACCCUGCUGCCAUACACGUUUUUAGAAGACAUGAUCAGAGUACUAUUAUCUAGAAUCUUUUCUUCUGCAUCCGACUUUGUUCCAAACACAGAAACUCUAAAAGACAGGGCAAGAGUGAAUUUCAAUGAAAUUGCUUCAAAGAUAAUCAGUGAUAUUAGGAUGAAAAUUUCUCAACAUGACAUCCAAUUCUCAAAAGAUGAUGAAGAAACCAAGUUUGUUUAUUCAGAAGAUGAUGUCCAGCAGCUCGUGGACUCCGUCUUCAAAAACAUUUUACAAAACUCCGGGUCUCAGGAAUCGGUUGAACAAAACAUCAAAGGCAGCAACGACGCUCUCAUCGAUAGAAUAGCAGGUUUCAUCAUCAAACAUGUUUGUCAACAACAUCUUCAGCCGUUUGUGGACCAAAAGGCAUUGCCUUCCCCCACAGACGCUCACCCUGACGGCGAGUGGAGGCCAUGGCCUCCUGCCAAUGUUUACUCGGCAGCGUUUCUGGAAGAUGUGAUCUUUGGAGUUUUAAGGAAAAUAUUCCACAGGGUGUUGGGCAUUGUGCAAACAAAAUCAGCAAAAGACUCGGAAGAUGAGCUUUUGGAUAAAGCUGGGAAACUCACACAUCUGAUAGCAGAAGAGCUGUCCAGAGCCCCGGUCCGCAUCCUGGAGAACGCCGAGGAGCAGUGCUGUUUGCCUCCAGUGGAGAGAGAUGUCCUCAACAGCGUUGUGGACGUGGUGUUCAGCAAAGUGCUGCAAGAAUAUGAAAUGGACAUCCUGCCCGAUUACGAUUUCCUCAGUGACACAAAGACCUUGGCAACAAGGGUGACUAAGAGCAUCCUGGCCCACACGUUUGAUUUCCAAAUCCACCCAAAGCUGAUAGGAAAGCUUCGUUUUAAGUCGUACGCCAAACUGAACGUCGAUGUUUUGAUAAAGAGAGUCCAAGGUUACAUCACUAAAUCAAGAUUCCAAAGACAGGCGUCGACUAUCUACACCACCAUGUUGUCGCACACCCACUUGGAAAAGGUGGUCGCCCAGCUGAUCUCUCAGGUGAGCCCACUGGCCGCCAGCGCAGAAUGCAAGGGCACUUCCAAGUCGGAGCUCAGUGAUAACGUCAUAAGGCUGAUAAACGAAAUUAUGUCAAUCAUUUCCAAACAUGCAAUCUGCAUUGUCAAACAUGGCAGUGGGAAACAGAGCAUGAUCUCGGAGAAAGAGAUCCAGUCCAUGGUGGGUUCCAUCUACGCCGACCUUUCACACUCAAAGCUCUAUCAGUCUCUCACAAAGGAUAAGAAAGGGAUAAGUAAGAUGCCUGUUUCGAAAAUAGCGAGUUUUAUCAUAAAAGAAAUAUUUAACCAUCAUCUCCAGUCAUUUUUACCCGGAGAUAAAACAUGCCUCUUAGCUGCGGUUGAUCAUGACGCUAAACAGAGAGCUGCCGACGCUCAGCAAGGAAACUUGGCUUUCGUGGUGAACUCGGCUGCCUUCCUGGAGGAGGUCAUCGCAGAGCUGCUAUGUAAACUCCUGUACGCGUUCUCACACAACGUCUUGGCUGCUGAGCACCCAGACAUAGUGAAAGUGAAAAUUACUGACAUUGUGACGACAUUAGUAAAAUCAAUUGUUCUGGAGUUCACCACGUCGGAGAUUGUAGUUUCGAAUUAUUUCGAUAAUGAUAUGUGUUCUUCGGCAAGAUACAAAGAAAUGGUUCAAAAAACAGCCAACCUGACUUAUGAAAAGAUAUUAGGUGAAUACAAAUCUCUGAUUCAAGUCUACACGGUUAUGCAAAGUGACACGACUUCUUUCGGCAGGAAAAUUUAUCACUUACUAUUGGAAGAAAUUUAUGAUCAUCAGAUGCAGUCGUUAGUGUCAGGAGAAUUGGUAUCUUCUUCCUGUUCUUCCCUUCAAACCGAAAACAUCAUCAGAAACGUGCUGAAUGUCAUCACGAAGGCCGGCCCCCCCACCCCGUGCAUGACGGUGCUGCCGCGCGUGCUGUUGGAAGACAUCAUUCACAAGCUCAUAGCGAGCAUCUUCCCGCCCACCCACACGGGGGGCGAGCUCAGGGAGGAAGGCGCUUCACCCGAUGACGAGUUUGUGGCUGCAGCUUCAAAACUGACGGAUGAAAUUAUCAGAGAGAUUACGGAACAUGAAGUCCGUCUCGCCAGGGCGGAAGAGAAUGCCGACAGUACCCAACUAGACAUGAUUGAGAACCUGGUUGACUCGAUAUGUAAUAAUAUCUUGAAAAAAUCUGACUUUCAAGCGGAAGUGCAAAGAGAUGCAGACAGAAAAGCAGGCUCGUUCCUCAGCAAAGUCGCGGGUUUCGUUAUGAAGGAAAUUAUGGACCAUCAUCUGAGGCCAUUUUUACAGGGUGACGGGGGCUCUGCACUCACCAAACCUGGGAAAGAAAAGACUCAGACGUCCCUCUACUCGGCUACAUUUUUGGAAGACGUAGUGGUUGACCUCGUUCGCAAAUUUUCUUCCCUCCUAAGUAUUGCCGGAGAACCUAAGAAAAAAGGGAUGUCGGAGACAGAACUUGUGGGGUUGGCUAUAAAAUUUGCAAAUUCUCUGAUAGGAGAAUUCAGGAAAAGUGAAAUUAAAGUUCUACCGAAUGCUGAAGAAGUCUUUGCUUUCCCACCAAUUGAUAAAGAGACAGUGGAUAAGAUAUCCAACUUUGUGUACGAUCAGUUCAUAGGGAAGUACGACUCCGGUGACAUGCAGGAGGAUGAUAAAGGUCACGUGCUAAUAGAAACGAUUGCUGCAUUAGCCCAAAAGGCAAUCUCUGCCUUCAAAAUUCAACCCCUGUUCUCAGGAGACUGGUCUUCCACCUUCUUUUCAUUUCUAAAUCCAGAUCACAUCACCCAAAGGGUUCAGCACCUGCCACAGGAAACCACUGCACUGAGUAGCACAGGCCUCAAAGGAAACCAACUUACUUUUUCAGAGCAAUCAUAUAAAUACACUUCUCCAACCUCAGUCCGGAAACACGUGUUGGGAACUUUGGAACUAGACAGAGGAACAGCAAGUAGAAAGAAAAGCGUCCAGAGUGAGGAGGCGCCCGUGAGAAAAGGCGAGACCCAAGAGCGUAAAGUCACCUCUCUAACUGGAACCAUGACGUGCAACCUGCUGAACCUGCUGCCGGGGGCAGCUGCAGGGCUGGCAACGAAAAAGAAAGAGAAGGAAAAUGAAAUGACAAUCUCAAUUAAAAAUUAUACUGAGACUGUAUCAAUAGGUACAUCUCCAACUACGAGUGUGAAAAGUAAAGAUAGUCAGAAGUCAGAUGUGAAGGGAGCAGGUAAAAAUAAUGAAACUGAGAAGAAAAGCAGAUCGGUGUCAACAGAGGAAGAGAAGCAACGUCAUGAGGCGUACACACAGACUCCAGGAGCUCCCGGCGAGACGGAGCGGAAGGAGGAAAUGGUGGGACCAGAUUUGGACACAAACCAACAGAAGAUUGACAAAACAAGAGGAAAUGCAUUGAGAAAAGAAGACGAGCCCUGUCCGUUACCUUUGACACCCAAAGUGACAAAUGCAGCGACCAACACAGAGGACACGUUAACUCCAAAGCCGAACACUGAGUGGAGAAAAAGCACCCUCCCUCUAGUCGAUAUAAACAAACAUUAUGCAGGCUAUGAACGUGUUCAAAAUGUCACUGAAAAUAUUUAUGACAAUAUCUUAGAGACGUGUUUUGCCCCAGAAUCAGAUUAUUCAAGUUUCCAAAAAACCCCAAGUGAUACAGUUCAUGUCACCCAAGAGAUCAAAAAUGAACCCAGGAAACCGGACAGUGCUCAGUACCCACCGAAAAGUAAGCCUGGGAUUUUCCCUGCUAAACUCUUAGAGGAUGUUAUCAUCGAAAUGGUUAACAAGUUGAUCUUUUGUGCCUCACCAGAAGCACAAACAUCUGAUAGAUGCCAAAAUGUCAGUGAUGGCCAACAUCAAGCCGACCUCCUUGACACAGCCAUGAAGCUCAUUGAUUCUCUGCUGAAGGAGCUGUCCAAGGCUCAGAUUAAGGUAUUUAGGCCAGAAAAGGAAGGCCCGCUAGUCCCUCCUGGAGGUAAAGGGUCAUCCGUUCCGAAAGGGCCUCCUAAGCAGAAAGAGCCAACGGCAGAUGGAGCCUCACCUCUCACUAAGAAAGCAGCGGGGGCGGAAAUGUCCCAAACGCAGAAAGUGAUGAAAGAAAUCCCUCUACAUAAGGUGUCUUUCCUAGAUAGAAUCCCGGCCAUCGAUAAAACAUUGGUUAACAAAGUUGUUCACUCUUCUGUAUGCAAUAUUUUGAAGGAAUAUAGGUCUCAAGACUCCCUUUGUCAGAAUAUAAAGAGCAACAAGGGAAAUUUAGCGAGAAAACUGACCAGCACAGUGAUCAAUGAAAUUUUUCAGCAGAAGCUGAACUUGGAGCCCAGCGAUGAGGUCCCAUCUUCGGCGUGUCUGCCUCUGGAAUGUAAGGAUAUUGUCAAAAAGGUGCAGAAGGUGGUGCAGACAGCCAGUAAAGAGUGUCAGACGUUCUCGCCGUACGCCAUCCUGCUGCCUCGCGAUUUUUUACAGACCAUGAUUUCUGCUCUCUUACAUAAGGUUUUCUCAGUCGCACCCAAAACCAAAGCAGUCACCUCGGAGGGCGGGUGGCUCACAGAACUGGAUUUCCUGCAAAUGAAGUUACUGGGCACCAUCAUGACCGAGAUCUCCAAGGACAAAGACAUAAGCAUUCAGUACGUGGAGUCCUUACAUCCCAACGACGACGAGGUCAUCCAGCUGGUGGCCCUUUCUAUUUAUGGGAACCUCUUGUCCCAGUUUGGCUCGCAGGAGAUGAUACGAAACUGUGCGGCCAGCGGCUGCAGAAUCCUCUCCGAGACCAUCGUGGAGCUGGUGCUGCGAGAGGUGUCCGGGAACCAGCUGCAGAGCUAUUUCUCGGGAGAGCUGACCCCGCGUCAGUGCGAAGAAGUGGACAGCAUCAUUGAGAACAUCCUCAAGGACGCCAUCCGCAGCGCGGACACGCCCCGGCCCCACCCCGCGCCCGCCCACAGGCUGCCUUACAACGUCAUCGAGGAAAUCGCCGUCCAGUUUCUGUCUAAGCUUUUAUCUGUGUUUCCCAAUGUGGACAAGAAAAGAAACAAAUCCCUAGAAACUGAAAUGCAAAACAUCAUGUCCAAAAUAUUAACUUCCCUGCAAGAAUUUAUCUCGAAAAGUAAGAUCCAGCUCGUACCACCAGCCAAGGCAUUGGCGACUGUACCGUCAUCUGACAAUGAAACGAUCAAACAGGUGGUCAAUUCUGUCUACACCCGGGUGUUAAAGCACUCUGGCUCCCAUACGUCCAUCUUCAAGGACUUAAAGGGGAAGAGCAGUGCCCUCUCUGACAUAAUAGGCUUCCUGAUGGUGAAGGAAAUUUCCAAUUCUAAAUUUCAACCGCAAGGAGGGGAAGAAGUAUCGAGCUCAGAACUGGGGCUGGAAGCUGUCAAAAUUAUGGAAAAGGUGGUCAAAAUUGUUGAACUUAAGUCCCAGGACAGGUCUUCCUCCAAAAAAGGUUCCAUGUUGGAUGCCACGUGUUUAGAGGAAGCACUGGCCUUGUUCUUAGCCAAACUGGUAAAGUUGCCCAGUGCCUCAAGCAAAGAUGCCAAGAACUUAUCAAAGCCCGAGUUAAAUAAAAUUGCAUCUCAGCUGACCAAAUCUGUGUCGGCGGAGAUUUCCAAAAGCAACAUUAGUCUCGUUGCUGCUGACCCUGAGGGGCAGCUUUUAAACCCGGAAAGUGUUGAAAUGAUCUCUCAGAUUAUCGACUCUAUUUACAGCAACGUGCUGAUACAAUCCGGGACCUACAAGGACCUUUACUACGACAUCAAAGGCACCAACAGAGUCUUCCCCCAAAAGGUGGCCAAUUUAAUCAUCGAUGGCGUUUCCAGCGUUACCUUAGAUACAGACACCGACUGCUCCAAGGAUUCCCAUGCGGACCACUUUGGAGAUCUAGACGUGAACAGGAUUGUCCAGAAGGCGCAAGAACACGCUUUCAAAAUGAACGCUGACACGAAGAAUGGAGCGGAAGAGUGGGGAGAGGAAACGCAAAUUAAAAUCGUCCCCCACAUUGGGAACAAGCCCAUCAAAAUAGAUCCCGGCAUUCUUUCACAACACUUAGCAGUGAUUUCGGUAAAAACUGAACCUCUUGAGAAGCUUCAGAUGGAGUGUUUAAGAAACACCGGGCACAGCAUAGCAGAAGUGAGAAGAGCAUCGAUGCAGGGGAGAAGUUAUUCCUGCGCAGACACAUCUAAUGAGGAAAAGCUAAAGAAAGAAAGACGCACCUCGCUGAACAGGACCGGGCGUCUGGACAUGAAACCCUUAGAGGCUGUUGGCCGAAAUUCCUUUCAGAACCUAAGAAAGCCUGAUAUCAGCAAGGUGGAGCUUUUGAAAGACGUUCAGAACAAACAAGAUCUUCUCAUCCGAUUAGUAGUUCAUGAUAUUGAAGGUGAGUCAGAAAGUCACAUGGGAGAGGAGGCGACCACUGAUGACUAUGAAUUUGUUCUGAGAGAGGACAUAAGAGAAGAAAGCUGUGAACUAUGUGAGGACGAAGCUACGGAGGCAGAUACGGAAAGCCCGGAGGCCACCGGAAAGCCUCCAGGAGGACCGACGGGGAGGGAAGUGAAGUGGCCCACCGCCGAGCUGGACCAGCCCACCCGCUCCUCCAUCCUGGCUGUCACCAACUCCUUCUGGGGGAAUGAGCCGCAGUGUGAGAAAGAAGACAGGGAGUCCACGGAGCCGAUCCACCACCUCAUACACAGGAUUAUGAGCACGUCCUCCUACAACCAGGAGGACCUGGGCUCACCUGCCAGGAUGCUGGCCCGGGUCACGUCGGUUCUGUCCAAGGUGUUUUCUCGCAGCAGCGCGUCCAAAGCUUCGUCGUCCCCGCCCCAGGCUGAGCGCUGA